Ordospora pajunii is the source of this 2961-nucleotide messenger RNA. RefSeq names its product putative RNA helicase. NCBI's taxonomy places the organism in Eukaryota, Fungi, Microsporidia, Ordosporidae. Gene Ontology annotation, biological process: replication fork reversal. The coding region runs from base 1 to 2961 and encodes 986 amino acids. Gene Ontology annotation, molecular function: 5'-flap endonuclease activity; ATP binding. Gene Ontology annotation, cellular component: cytoplasm. The transcript has a single exon. The record is from RefSeq and is a predicted model, not a curated record.
AUGAGGAAAGAGCCUUCGGUGGGAUGGAAAGACACCAGGCAGAGCAGCAGGCAAGGCGCAGCACUAAAUAGAAUUGAAAGGCAGAAUGUUUCGAACAUAGCCUUUUGGAAUGCGGAGUACAGAAAUCCUUUGCAUUCAGAAAACAGCAGCGAUGAAACAGACAUGGAUAUGUUUUUUACAUCUACCGAGCACACAGAUGUUGCCAUUGAGGUGGAUUCGCAGGUGCACUCAAAGUUUGUGGUGAAAAAAAUUGAAAGAAGCAGCACUUCUGUUGUUCUGAUAGGAGAUACGAUUGAGUGCCAUGUAUCUGGUGAAUGGUGUGAUGUUGAUUACAGGAUCAACAUGAAAGUCACAGUGAUGAGAUGCAUGUGCUGCAAUCAUGAAGAAGAUGCGUCUAGCAUUGACUUUAUUGGCGAGGAUUUUGAUUCAGACAGAGAUGAAGAAUGCUCUGCAAAUAAGAGUGCCAACGAAAGAGAUAGCAUGUGCAUAAGUGAAAAUGGCGUUAAUCAGAAUACAUGUGUAUGCUCGCAUGCAAUUGCAACGAAUUAUCUUGAUACAGAGCCAACGAAGCAGAAGGUGUAUGUGAAUGACGAUGAAAACUAUCUUCUAAUCGAAGACGAUCCGGUUUCUAUUACAACGUUGUGCGAAUUGCUCAACUGCAGAAAUAAACAUUACCUGAACAGCAAGGUUGCAUCUGUAAGAUUCAACCACAUUGACCUCACGAUACUGAUAGGGGUAAUAGCACACUCAGUUCUGCAGAAUGCAUUGAUUUGCAAAAACUUUAGAUCAGACUUUCUGAUAAUGCAAGCAAAGAAGGCGGUUUCUGAGAAUGUAAUAUUGAUGCACAGGUGUGGAGUGCAUGAAAAGUAUGUGCUUAACGAAAUACUGAAGCUUAUACGGAAUAUACAGCACUUUCAAGACUACAAGUUUGAUGUUGUGGAAACGGAAAAGAAGCUUAUGUCACUGCUGUUCAGCAUAAAAGGGAAUGCGGAUGCGAUUGGGCGGGAUGCCGUUCUGGAGAUAAAGACAUCGAAAACUUUGAGGGCAGAGAACCGUGCACAAGUGAUACUGUAUUCGCUAAUGUUACGAGAGAAGACAGGAAAUGACUUUGCGCCUUAUAUUUACUACAUUCCGUCUAAAGAGCUAGUGACUGUGAAGAUCAGGCAUUGCGAAGUAAGAAGUUUGCUCAGUAUGAGAAACAGGAUUUCGUUGCAGCAUGGCUUGCAGAAGUGUGCUUGCAAUGAUGAAGAAUGCAGGAUUAUUGGUGAGAUAAACGCUCUAGAUGAUUUGCAUUUUUUGAAAAGACAGUUGAAUGCAAUUGAUGAGGAAGAGACAAAAAGCAUUGGUGCAAUGAUCCCAAUAUCACUGAAGUACCAAAGUGGAAGCAUUUUAGGGCUGCAAAUUGAAGAAGGCUUUGCAAUUCCAAGAAGCAUACACCUGAGCAUGUUUAACAAGGACAUGGUUAGGAUUUCAAGAGGAGUUGUGGAAGGGAUGAUUGAGGGUAACAGCAUGCUUGUUAGGCUGAGUGAUUGCAUUCAACUAAGCAGGGAGAAGAUGUAUGUGUCGUUUGGAGAUACAAAUGUGUCUUUUAAGUUUAUGAGGUUUUCUCUUAUUCAUGUUGCAUAUCCACGGUAUUGCACAUCUGAAGUGUUCAAUGGGUUUUGCCUUCCUAUGGAGAAAUCUGUGUUGGAUGUGAAUGCAAGCAGUAAGACGGCGAAUGAAGUCAAUGGUAAACCGAAUGGGAGCUUUGGUAAAACCUAUAGCGAGGAUGCGUCUGAGGAGUUUGAUAAUCUUGCAUUCUAUUCGGAAAAUGAUACAAGACUAAACGAAGAGAUUGGCAUAGAGGUAGAUAAGCAAAGCACAGGCUGUAUUAGUGCAGCCAUGACUUCGUCUGCACACGCUCAAGCAAGCAUGAAUGAACGAGCCCAGAUAAACUGCAAUCGAGGGGUGUAUUUUGCAAGCAGCCAGACCGAUACUGAGAAGAUAUGCAUACCUGAGCAAUACAAGCAUGAGUUUCUAAGGCUUAAUGACGAUCAACGCUCUGCACUAUUUCUUUCUUUGAAUUGUAAAAGCUAUAGGAUUAUACAUGGGAUGCCAGGAACAGGUAAAAGCAUGCUGAUAACGUUGCUAAUCAAAAUACUUGUGCAUUUUAAGAAGAGAGUUCUUCUUGUAUGCUAUACAAACCUUGCUCUGAAAAACAUUGCAGAAAAACUAAAGGGAGUCAAUGUAUACAUGGCAGGUAAGGAGGGCAUGCGGUUUGAAAAAACAGAUGAUGCUAAGGUGUUUUUUGAUAGCAUAGAGCUUGUAUGCGGAACGUGUUUUUCAUUUUCUGACCCGGUUUAUGUAUGCAGAGAGUUUGACUUCUGUGUGAUUGAUGAAGGUUCGCAAAUGCAUUUGCUUCUGGCAUUGAUUCCUGUAAGCAUAUCUGAAAGAUUUGUGAUAGUUGGCGACCAUUUACAGCUGAAGCCUCUAUCCAAGAGCUCCAAGGAGCUUAGCCUGUCUCUUUUUGAGUACUUGCUUGGUGAUGAAUACUCAAAGCUGAGAAUUCAGUACAGAAUGGGUAAAGAGAUCAUGAGGCUGUCAAACACGCUGUUCUAUGGGAAUGAGCUGUGUGGAGGAGAUCAGCCUUCGAAGGUAGAGUUUCUUAACACGGAGUAUGUGGAUAUCAUAGUGCUAAUUUCGUCGCUUUCUAAAUGCACGAUUCUUUGCUACUUCAAUGCGCAAGCCGAUAUGAUAAGAAAGCAUACAUCGUGUGCUGUUGAGACAGUGGAUAGGUUCCAGGGAAGCGAAGAUGACAAGGUUGUUGUUGUUUUUGAUCCUGUGUCUAGCUGUGAGGUGAUGGAAAGCAGCGAACGGCUGAAUGUUGCGCUUACAAGAGCAAAGAGGCAUCUGAUUCUUGUAGGAAAUAGAAGCAAAAUGGCAGAAGUGGAGAUACUCAAAAGAUUACUCGAUGUUCUAUGA